UCGGAGAUGGAUGUCUCUCUUUGCCCGGCCAAGUGUAGUUUCUGGCGGAUUUUCUUGCUGGGAAGCGUCUGGCUGGACUAUGUGGGCUCGGUGCUGGCUUGCCCGGCGAAUUGCGUCUGCAGCAAGACGGAGAUCAGCUGCCGGCGGCCGGACGAUGGGAACCUCUUCCCGCUCCUGGAAGGGCAGGACGCGGGCAACGGCACGGGGAACGCCGGCCUCAACAUCACUGACAUCUCCAGGAACAUCACUUCCAUACACAUCGAGAACUGGCGGGGCCUGCACACGCUCAAUGCCGUGGACAUGGAGCUCUACACCGGCCUGCAGAAGCUGACCAUCAAGAACUCAGGACUUCGGAGCAUCCAGCCCAGAGCCUUCGCCAAGAACCCCCACCUGCGCUACAUAAACCUGUCGAGUAACCGGCUCACCACGCUCUCGUGGCAGCUCUUCCAGACGCUGAGUCUCCGGGAACUGAGGCUGGAGCAGAACUUCUUCAACUGCAGCUGUGACAUCCGCUGGAUGCAGCUGUGGCAGGAGCAGGGGGAGGCCAAGCUGAACAGCCAGAGCCUGUACUGCAUCAGCGCCGAGGGCUCCCAGCUGCCCCUCUUCCGCAUGAACAUCAGCCAGUGCGACCUUCCUGAGAUCAGUGUGAGCCACGUCAACCUGACCGUGCGGGAGGGGGACAACGCCGUGGUCACUUGCAACGGCUCCGGGUCGCCCCUGCCGGACGUGGACUGGAUAGUCACCGGCCUGCAGUCCAUCAACACCCACCAGACCAAUCUGAACUGGACCAACGUGCACGCCAUCAACCUGACGCUGGUCAACGUGACGAGCGAGGACAACGGCUUCACCCUGACGUGCAUCGCGGAGAACGUGGUGGGCAUGAGCAACGCCAGCGUCGCCCUCACCGUGCACUACCCCCCGCGCGUGGUGAGCCUGGAGGAGCCCGAGCCGCGCCUGGAGCACUGCAUCGAGUUCGUGGUGCGCGGCAACCCGCCGCCCACGCUGCGCUGGCUGCACAACGGGCAGCCCCUGCGGGAGUCCAGGAUCAUCCGCGUGGAGCACUACCAGGAGGGCGAGGUCUCCGAGGGCUGCCUGCUCUUCAACAAGCCCACCCACUACAACAACGGCAACUACACCCUCAUCGCCCAGAACCCGCUGGGCACCGCCAGCCAGACCAUCAACGGCCACUUCCUCAAGGAGCCCUUUCCCGAGAGCACGGACAACUUCGUCUCGAUCUAUGAAGUGAGCCCCACACCGCCGAUCACUGUGACCCACAAACCAGAGGAAGACACUUUCGGGGUGUCCAUCGCCGUGGGGCUCGCCGCCUUCGCCUGCGUCCUGCUGGUGGUCCUCUUCAUCAUGAUCAACAAGUACGGCCGACGGUCCAAGUUCGGGAUGAAGGGUCCCGUGGCCGUCAUCAGCGGGGAGGAGGACUCGGCCAGCCCGCUGCACCACAUCAACCACGGCAUCACCACCCCCUCGUCGCUGGAUGCCGGGCCUGAUACGGUGGUCAUCGGCAUGACCCGCAUCCCGGUCAUCGAGAACCCCCAGUACUUCCGCCAGGGACACAACUGCCACAACCCGGACACGUACGUGCAGCACAUUAAGAGGCGGGACAUCGUGCUGAAGCGAGAGCUGGGAGAGGGAGCCUUUGGCAAGGUCUUCCUGGCCGAGUGCUACAACCUCAGCCCGACCAAGGACAAGAUGCUGGUGGCUGUGAAGGCCCUGAAGGACCCCACCCUGGCCGCCCGGAAGGACUUCCAGAGGGAGGCCGAGCUGCUCACCAACCUGCAGCACGAGCACAUCGUCAAGUUCUACGGCGUGUGCGGCGACGGGGACCCCCUCAUCAUGGUCUUCGAGUACAUGAAGCACGGGGACCUGAACAAGUUCCUCAGGGCCCACGGGCCGGACGCCAUGAUCCUCGUGGACGGGCAGCCGCGCCAGGCGAAGGGCGAGCUGGGGCUCUCCCAGAUGCUGCACAUCGCCAGUCAGAUCGCCUCGGGCAUGGUCUACCUGGCCUCCCAGCACUUCGUGCACCGCGACCUGGCCACCAGGAACUGCCUGGUCGGGGCCAACCUGCUGGUGAAGAUCGGGGACUUCGGCAUGUCCAGGGACGUCUACAGCACGGACUACUACAGGCUCUUUAAUCCAUCUGGAAAUGAUUUUUGUAUAUGGUGUGAGGUUGGCGGACACACCAUGCUCCCCAUCCGCUGGAUGCCCCCCGAAAGCAUCAUGUACCGGAAGUUCACCACGGAGAGCGACGUGUGGAGCUUCGGGGUGAUCCUCUGGGAGAUCUUCACCUACGGGAAGCAGCCCUGGUUCCAGCUCUCCAACACAGAGGUCAUCGAGUGCAUCACCCAAGGCCGCGUUCUGGAGCGGCCCCGCGUCUGCCCCAAGGAGGUGUACGACGUCAUGCUUGGGUGCUGGCAGAGGGAACCGCAGCAGCGGUUGAACAUCAAGGAGAUCUACAAAAUCCUCCACGCGCUAGGGAAAGCCACCCCCAUCUACCUGGACAUCCUCGGCUAGCGGUGGCCGGCGGUCACGACCUCGUCCUCCGCGGCCGCCUCUCUCCCGGCCUCACACGCCCCCUUUCCACCUCCCUGCUCCUCCCCUCCACCCUUGACUGAAGCGAACAUCUUCAUAUAAACUCAAGUGCCUGCUACACAUACAACACUGAAAAAAAAAAAAGAAAAAAACCGCUGUAAGGCAAGUCGGCAUAUAUAUAUAUUUAUAUAUCUAACUAUCUAUCUAUAUCUACAGAGAGAUACCCUGUCUAAUGCAGACAGAAGCUGCUGCUGCAGAAACCACAAGACUGUAACGACAACUCAGAGGUUCUUAAAUGUUGUGAGCGCGAGGGACCCUGCCCUUGGACUGAAGCUGCAGCCCAGGCCACGUCAGCUCCAGCGUUUCGGAGCCGAAGGCCGUGGUGGUGCACAGGGACAGUCUCGCGAUGCACAGGGACAGUCUCGCGGCGGGGUGGGCGGAGCCACCCCGCGCCUGGAACCGCCGGCGCAGGCGCGGUGCCCUCGGGCCCUGCGCGGGUGCGUGCACCAGCCGUGCUCUGGCAGGAAGUAACACUGGACCCGGCGCCUUGUGUCCCCACUGGCCCUUGUCUCCACGCCUUCCCUCUUCGGGAGAAACCCCGCGCACUUCAAGACCGUUUUGAAAUUUGCCCGCUCCAGGAAGGGCAGUCCUGACCUGACGCUUUCGGGAGUCAACGGGGGCGCCUACAGGUAAACGCUGGAAAGGAGCGACAAUGAAACCGAGUCCUGCAGACGGGGGACUGCGUCCGUCUUGGGUAUCGGCCGCGCCCCAGGCCCUUGCCGGCAUCGAAGGGGAUGCGUGAUCUGCUCUCGGAACAUCAGGACCUGGGCUUCUGGACGGCAAGGACGACGGAACAAGCUGCAGCGUCGACCCAUCUGCAGGCGCCGCCCCUGUCUUUUCGUCACCGCCCACGCUCAGGCCUUUGGGCAGCUGGGGGGCAGGGAUCGUCCACCCUGUUGCCCGCAUCUGUGGACACAGAGGGUCUCCACAGCAGGACUCUUAGUCCUCCUGGGUCCUCUGCUCCUCAUUCUGCUUCCCCGAGGUCCUCGCCCCCCUUGCUGGCCUCCCCGGAGUCCCAGCGAGCCACUGCGGGAGGGGCGGGUCUCGGGAGGCUGGCUUCAGGGAGCAGAGGAAGCCUCUGGCACCUGCAGCCGCCCCUUGGCAUUCUGCUCACGUCUCCAGCCCACGGAGGGAUUGAUGCAUCUGC
Molecule: messenger RNA, 3751 nt
Organism: Phyllostomus hastatus (greater spear-nosed bat)
Lineage: Eukaryota; Metazoa; Chordata; Mammalia; Chiroptera; Phyllostomidae
Gene: NTRK3
Product: neurotrophic receptor tyrosine kinase 3
Exons: 18
Coding region: 7-2526 (839 amino acids)
Biological process (GO): positive regulation of kinase activity; protein phosphorylation; cellular response to nerve growth factor stimulus
Cellular component (GO): axon; plasma membrane; signaling receptor complex
Molecular function (GO): neurotrophin receptor activity; ATP binding; neurotrophin binding
Source: RefSeq, a predicted model, not a curated record